Molecule: messenger RNA, 3582 nt
Organism: Seriola aureovittata
Lineage: Eukaryota; Metazoa; Chordata; Actinopteri; Carangiformes; Carangidae
Product: heparan sulfate glucosamine 3-O-sulfotransferase 6-like
Exons: 2
Coding region: 1454-2602 (382 amino acids)
Molecular function (GO): [heparan sulfate]-glucosamine 3-sulfotransferase activity
Source: RefSeq, a predicted model, not a curated record
CACCAAGAAAGGAAAUAAAAUGUCCAACUUUCUUUCUAAGUUUUUUUAACCAAGCAAUCUGUUUUCUCAGAGGAUAUUGAGGAACCGAGCUGAAUAAAGAUAAAAUAUAAAGUCUGCAAUUAGGCAACACAGUGAGUUUGCCAAAUUCAUUUAUUAUCUCUGUCUGAACCAUACUGUGCCUCAGGGCUGAAUAUGUAAGUGUGAGUGAGUGUGCGUGCACCUCUUCCUCACCUCUCUUUACCUCUCCUCCCUCUCCCUUCAUCCAUCCAGAAGGCCGCCCUCGGUGUGUUAGUCAGGUUCAAAGUCUGAACUUCUUCUCGCUGCCAGAAGAAACUCAAUACGUACAGCAGCUUUAAAGAAUCAGGGGAACAUCCCAGUGCUGAUCCUUCCUGUACAUCCCCAAAGGUGACACACUCAGAUACUGUAUUUAUGGGAUGGAGACAGAGCAGUCACAAGGGCCCCCUCCUCGCUUCAGGCCUAUUGUUAUGGAGGUUUGUCUCGGGAGACUUGUCACUAUGUUGCCUAUGUGUUGGCUCCGUGUUGAGUCUCAGGGUGCAUGGAGAGUACAAGAGGUUUUGGGUAGACAUCCUCAGGGCUUCUCUUAUUCACUGAGACAUCUAUCAAAUGGGUUCAAAGGGCCAAGUAGGAUUUUCCUCUGCGGAGUCAGUUUACAUCUGUAAAACACUGAUGUGCCUGUAGCUCAUAACAAAGUGCUCUAGAUCUUUUUUUUUUUCCAUGUCACAAAGUUCUACAAAAAGGACCAUUUCUGUAGCUUGUGAUACAAAUUCUGUUGCAAAAAGAGUUAAAGUAAUUCAAAUGUUUAAAAUCUUAAAAAAAAAACAACAAAAAAAACAAACCUUUUUUUUUCUGAUUGGAGUUUUAACAUCAUGUAGUUUCAUAUGAUAAUGCGUAAUUACGUUAGAAAGAAAACGAUAUUUGAAUGAUUUUGCCUCUGGAAAUGAACACACAUAGGUUACGACUCAAGCCCAUGUUUAUCCAUGUUUAUGCUAUAGCUUGAGCAGGGAAGGGUGGAGACUUGCGAAAGAAAAAAAAACUGGGCGUAGGAGACGCAGAGGAGAAACCUUGAAUGAGAGAUUAGUACACCUCAGAGCGCACAGACACAUCAGGCUGGAGGUCUCAUCUGACUGCAAAUAAACGAAGAGUCAUGUUCAGUGACAAAACUUUCUGAGGAGGAUUCAUUUUGAGCUGUCUUUUCUAAAAAAAAAAAAAAAAAAAAGGAAUUAAAAAAAGCAGACAAAUACUAUGAAGAUUAUUUUUGACAAAUCCACUGAGCCAUUCCGUUGCUGAGAGGAGCUCUCCAUGUGAUGCCUCACUUUUACGCAACAGGUUCUGAGAGAUAAAUUUAAACAGUAUCAACUCCGACCCAUGUAGGAAGAAGAAGAAGCAUGCUGUCUCCGUUUUGGCCCUUUGGCAUCGAGCAGGAGAUCAACUCAUGGGAUGUAGCGGAUGCAGAGUCAGGUUCAACUUUGGGAAGGUGCUGUCCAAAGUCUCGGUGUUUUUUACCAUGGUUCUGAUCUUCACCUACUUCUUCUAUUGCCUCACCGGAUUUUGCGAUUCGGCUCCGAGAACUUUAUACAGCCAGCAAGCUUUAGACGGGGACUAUGAUAUUUUGGACGAUCGUCGCCGCAUUCUGGGCGACCUGCGACCACCGGCGCGUCUCCUCCACGACGCGCCUUCUCAGCGGAAUCGCACAGUCUCCGCGGACGCAGAGCAGAUGGACGCACCCGGACAGCUGCCUCAGCGCGUAUCGGACAGCGCAAAUAAAAGCGCCCAGAGCAACGGCAUCCCCGUGUCCAACACUUUCGGGACCAAAAGGUUUCCACAGGCGAUAAUAAUCGGCGUGAAGAAAGGAGGAACCCGCGCACUGCUGGAGUUUCUCCGCAUCCACCCGGACGUGAGAGCGGUCGGCGCGGAGCCUCACUUCUUUGACCGGUUUUAUGAUAAAGGACUGGAGUGGUACAGGAACCUGAUGCCUCGGACGCUGGACGGCCAGAUCACCAUGGAGAAGACCCCCAGCUACUUUGUUACAAAAGAGGCUCCUGGCCGUGUCUGCACUAUGAACUGCCAAACCAAGCUCAUUGUGGUGGUUAGGGAUCCUGUGACGCGGGCUGUAUCUGACUACACCCAGACACUAUCCAAGAACCCAGGCCUUCCAUCCUUCCAGAGCUUGGCCUUGAAAAACUCCUCCACAGGUCUGAUUGACACCACGUGGAGUGCCGUGCGCAUCGGCCUCUAUGCCAAACAUCUGGAGAACUGGCUCCAGCACUUCCCCUUGUCUCAUUUUCUGUUUGUUAGCGGUGAGCGGUUGGUGUCUGAUCCAGCUGGGGAGAUGGGCCGGGUUCAGGACUUCCUGGGUCUGAAAAGGGUUGUUUCAGACAAACACUUCUACUUUAACCAAACCAAAGGUUUUCCUUGCUUGAAGAAACCCGAGGGGAGCAGCAGACCCCGCUGCCUUGGAAAGUCUAAAGGCAGACCCCACCCCCAGAUUCCCUCUGAGGUCCUACAGAGACUUAGAGACUUCUACAGGCCCUUCAACCACCGUUUUUACCAGAUGAGCGGACAGGACUUUGGCUGGGACUAACAAAGGAGGAUCCUGUCAUAGCCCAGAUAAAAGGCAGUCUCUUACUUUUUGGAGAGAUUUACUGUUUAAUACUAUACAGGGCUAACGUUCUCAGGGACAGGGUAGAGGAAUACAAACUGGGACUCCCUUUGGACCAUCCUGCCUCAGUGGAAUCAACAUGACAUGCAGCACUCUUGAACUGUCACUGUAUGUUGUAGAGUAGAAGCCGACAUGGGAACCUUGCUGCCAAUAUAAAAGUUACACGCAUAGUUAAUGGCUUAGUUAUUAAACCAUUAAACAGUUUUCUUGCUUGUAUGUUAAUGUUGUACAACAGUUAGAAACAAACUAGGUACCAAAGGGAAAGCAAAAAACAUUGCCUUCGAAUAAUUUUUGACUUGCUUUAUGUUUUGUUUAUAAAAUAAGCUGAUAUUUAUAGUUUCUGUUGAUUUGAAACACAAGUUACAAUUUUUUUUUUAAUGAAAGAAAUGUAUUUAUUACAUGACAAGGCAAUACAUUAAAACUGACUAUAUGAUCAUAGACAGGACAUUGGAAAAAAUGUCAAACUCCAUGAUAAACCACUAUUUCUUUUUAAUUAUUAGCAGUGUUACUAAAAGUGAUUGCAUUUAUAAUUUUAUUACAUUUAAUGUUUCCAAAUUGUCUUUGGAAUGCUACAUAUCUUAGUUUGAUGUUACAAGCUAUUUUCUCUGUAUAUUGCAGUUAAUACACCAGUGAUACCUCAUCUGUAAAUAUUAAAUAAUGAUCACGCACACAUUCCAUCUCUAGGUACUUGUAAAUAUUUUUCCCUUCAAAACAACAUCACUGUUUCAAUUGCCUUGGACAGCACCAACUGUAUCCGCUGUUACUCGCUUACAAUAAAUGACUAUUUUGAUCUGUGAUUAUUUUGAACCAUUUUUCAUUCCAUAUGUAAAGUACGCAAAGCACAGUGGUGUGUGUAAAACAUUCACUCUGACUCUGAUUCUCUAUGUUGCGAAGUAAAGGUU